Arachis ipaensis is the source of this 459-nucleotide messenger RNA. The record is from RefSeq and is a predicted model, not a curated record. Lineage: Eukaryota; Viridiplantae; Streptophyta; Magnoliopsida; Fabales; Fabaceae.
AUGGGAGAUAAUGUUGAUGGUAUCUCUAAUCUUAAAGCCUCCCUUCACCAUACUUCUGAGAUGAAAGAUCUUGGUUCUCUCAGUUAUUUUCUUAGUCUCGAGGUCAUAUCCACAGAUGACAGUAUCUAUCUCUCUCAAGCUAAGCAUGCUUCAGAUCUUCUUGCUCGCGUGGAGAUUAUAGAUAGUCGCACUGAGUCUACUCCCCUUGAGCCUAACUUUGCUUUACCCCUAUGGAUGACACUCCAGUUCUUGUCAACUCCUCAUAAUACUCACUAUGCGGCCGUUCUUUGCAUUCUUCGCUAUAUCAAAGGCACUCUGUUUCAUGGACUUCAUUUUUCUGCCCAUUCAUCUUUAUCCCUUCAAGCGCACUCAGAUGCUUAUUGGGCUGGUGAUUCCACUGAUCGUCGUUCUACUACUGGUUAUUGUUUGUUUCUUGGCAACUCUCUCAUUUCCAGGUGA